AUGGUGAAGGAGACAAAAUUAUACGACCAACUCGGCGUCUCGCCGGAUGCCACUCAAGAUGAGAUCAAGAAAGGUUAUCGAAAAGCAGCCUUAAAGUGGCAUCCCGACAAGAACAAAGAUAACCCCGCCGCCGCUGAAAAGUUUAAAGAGUGCUCGCAAGCCUACGAGAUCCUCUCCGACCCCGAAAAACGUAAGACCUACGAUCAAUUCGGCCUUGAGUUUCUACUACGCGGCGGUGCUGCCCCGCCGCCCGGCGAGAACCCCUUCGCCGGAGCCCAAGGUGGCAUGCCUGGUGGCUUCCAAGGCUUCGACUUUGGCGGUGGUAUGCCGGGGGGAGGAGGCGCUCGGACAUUCCGCUUUACCACCAAUACUGCCGGAGGCAACCCCUUCAACUUCAGUGCACCCGAAAGUAUAUUUGCCGAAUUUAUGCGCGGUAGCGGAGGGGGUCUAGGCAAAGACGAUGACGAACCCGAUCUCAGCUCGUUCUUCGGUGGGGGCGGUAUGCCUCGAGCUGCAGGUGGGAGAACACGCAUGCGCCCUAACUUUGCCAGUGGUGAUCCCUUCUCAACUGGCGGACCGAGAGAAGCGACGCAUGACGUCACAACUGUCGAGCGUGCCCUUCCACUAACUCUAGAAGAAUUAUUCAACGGCGUCACCAAGAAGAUGAAGAUCAAGCGGAAGACCUUCGAUGAGACGGGUAAGAGGACAACCACCGACCAAGUCCUCGAAGUUCCUAUCAAGCCCGGUCUAAAGAAGGGCAGCAAGAUCAAGUUCAAGGGCGUCGGCGACCAAGAGGAGGGUGGAAAGCAAGAUCUACACUUCAUCGUCGAAGAGAAACCACACCCUCUCUUCGUUCGUGAUGGCGACGAUUUAAUUCACACGAUUGAGUUGGACCUGAAGGAAGCCUUAACUGGCUGGAGACGGACCGUAACGACAAUUGACGGCAAGCAACUCAAUAUUGAGAAGGGCGGUCCCACAAGUCCAGGCUCAUCGGAUACCUACCCCGGGCUCGGCAUGCCCAUCUCGAAGAAGCCAGGCGAGCGGGGUAAUUUCAUCGUUAAGUAUAAUGUGAAAUUCCCUACCAGCUUAACUCCAGAGCAGAAGCAGAAACUUAGGGAAAUACUAUAG
Molecule: messenger RNA, 1128 nt
Organism: Daldinia vernicosa
Lineage: Eukaryota; Fungi; Ascomycota; Sordariomycetes; Xylariales; Hypoxylaceae
Product: DnaJ-domain-containing protein
Exons: 3
Coding region: 1-1128 (375 amino acids)
Biological process (GO): translational initiation
Cellular component (GO): cytosol
Molecular function (GO): protein-folding chaperone binding
Source: RefSeq, a predicted model, not a curated record